UGUUCAGUUGGAGCAGGAGAGGUGGGGCUUACAGGUGUGGCUCGUACCCAGGUGCAGCUUUGGCAAACCUGGUAACCCAAAGUGUUCAUUCAGUACAGGAGGGGCUGCUGUCGAGUCCCGUGAUGAUGCAGGUCUCACUGCCUGUGGGGUGUAUAUCCAUCUCCUUACCUGCGUCUUACCGCCUCCAUCUGGAGUGACACCUGAGUGCCAGUUAAACUCAAUUUGAUCAGAUUGGUCGCAGAUUGGAUUGUAUCUGUUGGACCGAUGAGAACGGUUUGACGCAGUUCGCCAGCUGUCCUGGGCUUUUCUGCGCAGCUGAGAUGUAGAUGCGGCCCAGGAGGCAGCGCUGCAUUUUGACAGGUUCAUCGCACACCACUUUUCUCCCGUUGAAUAAAACCCACUGAUUCCACAUGAUGUCUCUCUGCUUGCUCAUGAAUAUUCAGAAGCAAAGCUGCUCAAAACAGGAAUGGAAAUGCCACACUGUAGAAAAGAACCCGGGUUUAGUUCCUGGUGGUCCUGGGUCUGACUCGAACCCUCAUUCUGGUUGUGGCUGUGGGCUGGUUCAGGGUGCUGCAGCCCGGUUCCUAGUGGGGGCAACUGUGCCAACUUUGAGGAGGGUUGGCUGUGAGUACAGGCAUGCGCUUCAUUUGGGGACAGAGCCGGUGGAGGAAGAGUGUGUGUGUUUGUGUUUGUGUGUGUGUGUGUGUGUGUGUGUGUGUGUGUGUGUGUGUGUGUGUGUGUGUGUGUAGGUUGCCAGCACACUGGACAGGCUGCCGUUGUCAUUGGCUCUUUCAUGCUCUCGGAGUCCGUCUGUGGUCCUCCCCUCCUCCUCACACCCUUCCUCGGCUCUUUGAGGUGUGUCCGGCGUGUGUGGACCGCUCCGGUUGCAUGUCGUGGUACUGUCACCUGCGGAGGAAGGUGACCGUGUAGCGAACGCAGCUGCUGCCUUUCCCUGGAGACGAGCACUUAACCCAAAUUUGGGUAGUUAAACAUGUGGCUGUGUAACUGGGUCAUGCGGUACGCUGCGUAAGCUAAUGUGCCUCUGCUCUCUGAAUAAAUAAUGUACCGUAUUGUUUGCUUUGACAACACUGGCUUCUCCUGGCAUCGAGCCGCAGCGAGACCAGCAGUGGACCAGAAAGGCGAGCUCUCGACCCUCCCCGUGGCUACGCCGCUCUCUUUGUCUCUCUCUCUCGCUCUGUUUCUCUGUGUGCCUCUCCAAUUCACACACAUUACUGCACUUUCCAGCGAUGGUAAACACAUGGGCUCCUCACCUCACAAACACAGCUGGGAUGUCUGUUCGUAACUUAAUUUGUUUGUAACUCUAAAGUCAGUUUAGGUCUCAACAUCUUAUUUAUACAAGCAUCCUUUGAUUUGUUCACUGUCUUUGUCAAAACCUCAGGUCUGUCAUCCUGAGUGAAGGACCCUGUAAACGAGGCCUGUAACGGCAGCGCUGUUUCGCUGGUGGCAACGCGCAUGGGAACGGCACGGGCCGAGCAAGGAGGGGUCGCCAGAACACGUAGCGUGCGGUGCCGUGUAUCUGACUCGCACAAACACGCAGCUCCACACAUCUGAACUGGUCAGACACACAACUGUAUGUCGACACGCGUGUAAUCUCUUCCAACAUGGAACUUCACCGGUGGGGGUACAGUGAGUACCAGAGUAAAGGACGGCAGGGGGGCUGCACGUUCCGGUGUCAUUUGAAGUCCCUCUGAUGUAAGGGAAAGCAAUGUUUUAAACUCGCCAUUGUCAGGCUGUCAGUUUAUCCUCAAAUUAAGUUGAAAAUUACAUACAAGGUAUUAUAUAAUAACAGGAAAUGGAAGGAAAUAUAACUGACUGACAUGUGAAUACCAUGGUGCAAAACAGGGUGUUGUUUUUUUCCACUGAAUUGACACAUUAUUCGUAGUAAAAUAAUGCUAAUAAAUAAUGAUAAUAAAUACAGUCGGUUGUUACAUAGUAGUAGGUUGUUAUAUUUUCCUGCUGGACUUUAUGUUCACUUUAAUCUCUAAGUCUGUCACUUUCGCUUUUCGUUUUCAGCACCACCAGAGCAAUAAGAUCUUCGCUCGGUAAAUGAAAAUAAAUUGAGGGGAAUCUCAAACAAAAGGUUCUGUACCCAAAAUGCAAUUGCUGACUGAGUCAUAAGAGAUAUGGGUGCUGAUGUUAUCGUGCAGCAGGCGGAGCAGGCGCCGGUAGACGGCGCGGCCAAACGUCGGGGCUCGAAAAUACUAUAGUAAGGCUAAUGGGACGACUGUUAAGUGAGUCAUUGCAGAUUGCAUGUGUUCCCCAGUGACGGCGAAACACAAACGAGCACUUGUGCAUUGACUUUGUAAAGAACUGAAACGGAAUUUAUUAGGUGCUCUGCUGGGGGUGAAAUGUCAAACUGUCGGCCUGCUGAAGCGCUGCUGAGCUGUGCCAUGCAGCUGAACGUAAUGCAGUGACCAUGAACAGUUGCUCUACGGAGCGACUCGCUUCCAGCACCUGCAGAUGGAGGUUUGCGCUGCUUAUCCUUUCAGGGGAAGCGGUUGUGGAUUAUGCCUCCUCAUCUUUUAUCAGAUCGCACCGAUUUCAUCAAAAGCGGCUCGGAGGCAUCAGUUCUGUUUAGAGGAGGUUUUUGGACAGCCUGCAAACAUCCUGCACACGUGUUCAAACCCGGACGUGGCGCCGCUUUGGGUGGCAAUUUAACGGUCGCUCCCCUUGGCAAAUGCAGUAUUACACACACACUGUUUGUUCAGACAGGGGCCACAUACUCGCCGCCACCGCCUCCCGCCAUGGGUCUCAUCGCCUACCUGAAGACCCAGUUCGUCCUACAGCUGCUGAUUGGCUUCGUGUUCGUAGUGAGUGGCCUCAUCAUCAACUUCAUCCAGCUGUGCACGUGUGUCCUUUGGCCCGUGGACAAACAGCUGUACCGGCGGAUCAACUGCCGGCUCGCCUACUCGCUUUGGAGCCAGCUGGUGAUGCUGCUGGAGUGGUGGUCCUGCACAGAAUGCACGCUCUACACCGACCAGGCUACGGUGGACAUGUUUGGCAAGGAGCAUGUCAUCAUCAUCCUCAACCACAACUUCGAGAUCGACUUCCUGUGCGGAUGGACCAUGUGCGAACGCUUCGGAGUGCUGGGCAGCUCCAAAGUUCUGGCCAAGCACGAGCUCUUGAAGGUGCCUCUCGUUGGCUGGACCUGGUACUUCUUGGAGAUCGUCUUCUGCAAGAGGAAGUGGGAGGAGGACAGAGAGACGGUCUUUGGGGGGUUGGACAGGCUGCGGGAUUACCCAGAGUAUAUGUGGUUCCUGCUGUACUGCGAAGGCACCCGCUUCACAGAGAAGAAGCACCAGAUCAGUAUGCAGGUGGCUAAGAGCAAGGGGCUGCCCAAACUCAAAUACCACCUGCUACCUCGAACCAAGGGCUUCACCACCACUCUGCAGUGCCUCAAGGGGACAGUGUCCGCAGUCUAUGAUGUCACGCUGAACUUCAAGGACAAGAAGAACCCGACUCUGCUGGGCAUCAUCAAUGGGGAGAAGUACAAGGCGGACAUGUGUAUCAGGAGGUUCCCUGUGGAGGACAUCCCGCAGGACGAGCAGGAGUGUUCAGCCUGGCUCCACAAGCUCUACCAGGAGAAGGAUGCACUGCAGGAGCAUUAUGACAAGGAGGGCUGCUUCCCUGGGUCCACCAUCAGACCCUCUCGACGGCCCUGGCCCCUGCUCAACUUCCUCUUCUGGGCCACCUUGCUGCUCUCCCCCCUCAUUCAUUUUGCCUAUGGAGUCGUUUUCAGCGGCUCCCCCCUCCUCAUCAUCGGCUUCACCCUCUUCCUUGUCGUAGCCUUCGUUGCAGUCCGACGUCUGAUCGGCGUCACCGAGGUUAAGAAAACGGGCUCCAGCUACGGCAACCAGGAGGCUAAGAAGCAGAACUAGAGGUGUCCGUGCACCGCGGUCACUGUCCGGUCUCUGCGCUGCCACCGUGCGGUCACUGUGUGGUCACUGCACAGUCACAGUCCCUUUUUUUAUUCUCUUAGAGGGCAUGGAAGCACGCUCGGGUGGGGGUUGGGUUAAUAAUGAUUAUAUAUAAUGCUGAGAGUAGUAAUAAUUACAAUGAUUGCGAUGACAAAAAAACUACGACAACAAAAGUAAUAAAAAAAGACACUUUGUGUAACUCUGUUUCUGCACGGUGCCGUCUGGAGACGGCCUCUGGACUGCCUGAUGGACCCCGAGGAUGAAGGGGGUGGAGUUCCCAGGUCUCCUCCCUUUCUGUCGUUAUGUCAAUGUCCGCCUCCCAGCCCCACCCUCUCUGAGACUUGGCUCCGCGCACCUCUAGUCAAACUGGACUCAAACUCAACCUCCUGCUCCCUCCAUUCUUCUGACAGGGUGAUUUUGUUCAAGGGAAAUGAGCCGUGCCAGCGGGUGCUCGUGGUCCCCAAGAGUGAAGGUGGCUAGCGCGUCAUAACGAGGCCCGGCGGCGUGGGCUCCGUCCCCUUCCUGCCCGUGCCGGAUGGAGUAUUCCUGAGCGGGCAGGGACGCCAUUCAGGGACCGUGAAUCGCUGGCGGCUACAGCAGCCUAAACAUAUCAGUGAAAAGGAAUGACCUGCCUUGCCCCUCAUGAAUAUUCAUGAGCAGCAGACCUCUCAGGAACUCCGAGACAUGCAGGGAAAGAGCAGUCAGGGUUCUGGGGCAGCUUCACUGUUGGGGUUUUCCUCCUCACACCACAGCCCACAUGGCACUUCCUGUUUUGAAAAGAUGCAGCUUUAAUGACUUGGUUUUUUUUUUUUUGCUGUUCCAUCUGUUUGUUGUAAAGUUUCAUGUUGCUGCCCAUUCAUCCUUCAGCUCAGCAGCCGUCACUUUUUUUAAAAGAUCGUUUUUCCAGGUCGUCAGUUCUUGUUCUGCCUUUUUGUUAUGAGUUUAAUAUUUUAAUUUUUUUUUCUUAAAUAUUAAUUUAAACUGGGUAAAGAGAUGCAGAAAUGACGAGAACAUGUCGGGCCGAGCACAUGUAAACCCUUCUCCCAUUAGUGACAUUCUUCAAGCGGUCGCAGAUAUGUAGACAAUGAUGAUGAAAAUAAUAAGGAUAAUAUCCCUUCCGGCCCACAGUGCCAGCGUUCGAAACUGCGCGUCGUAUUGCGGAAUGCCCUGUGCACCUAAGUGAUCGUGACAAAUGGGGGGAGGGUUUGGCUCCGGUUCUUUAUCUACCUCGUGAGCAGUAAAACCACAAGGCACCAUGGCGAUUGAAACGUCCUGCCUACAGAGUUCUGUUGUGUUACAUUUGCAGUUUCUCUCACACACUUAUAUUUCGUUUUUCCUUUUUUUUUUUUUUUUUGCAUGUAUCACUGUAACGGUUCGCCUGUUGCUAGGCAACACGGAUGGCGUUAAUGGAGGAAAAAAGCAGGCCGUGACCACGUGCCCCUUCUACAGAGGUCCUGUACUCCGUCCAGCCGCAGUCUGGGAGCCCUGGGGCUGCACUUCACCUUUCCGUUCGCCAAGGGGAGGCCGAAUGUGACAAGUGGAGGGGAAGUGGUGAACUUUUCACUUCUUUUUCACCACCCUUUGGGGCAGUAUGGCUCCCAUUGUCCUGCUGAGGCCCCACCCUUUCCUCUCCCUGCUGAGAGGGAGGUCAGUUCUCCUGCACCUUGGCGCUGUGGGUCAACGCAAAUCCUCCUCCUGGCAGCUUAUGACCAAGAGCUUUGUGUGCAGGAAUCAUUUUUUUCUUUCUCUUUGUUUUUUUUGGUCAUUUAUUCAACCUUUUAUAGUUUUAAAGGCGCCGUGCUUGGCUUCACCAAAGCCGACCGUCUGUACCUCACACUGCCCUUCACGUGGUUUACAUGCUUCCUCACCACUGCCCUUCUUUCCAUAUCCUGCUUUUACUGUGAGAAUCUGAGGCGCAGGUUGACAGGAGCUGCAUCAGCUUUCAAACUGGGAUUUUUUUUCCCCUCUCCUCCUUUAAAAACGCAAGAUUAUUGUUUUAAUGUCUUAUUUAGUUCAACGCUGCUCAUGCCAGCGCGGUGGAGUGCGACAGUCCGUUUAGACAGUUAAAGAGCUGUGGAUGUGAUCGGUUCAGAAAUUGUUGUUCCGCUACUGUGCGCUUCGUUACGACGGAGAUUCUGAAGCACAGCGACGAACUCAGGUGUUCGUGUGUCCGCACAUCUGCAAACCAGGAGCAGACUUGCGUUCAUCUGCCCUCACGGAGGUUUUUUUACAACUUUGAUUUUACAAGUUGCUUUCAGUUUUUUUAGGUUGUGAAUCUACAUGUGAAAAGACAGGUCUGGGGGGGGGGGCAUUCAGCCCACAAUUGACACGACUUGUUCCAAACCGACCCACUGGAUGUUAAAAACCACAGCUAGCGGCCGCCUUCUGCCCACUGCCCUGUGUUUAAUGUGAUACGCCCUCUGCUGGGGAGAGAAGGGCAGAACGUGGCCUGCGAGUCCCAUAAUGCUUUGCUGCCGUCCGCCUGGCCACUCGCGUUCCCUCGGGCCCCCCAGCAGCCGUUAGACGAUGUCUGUCCAGAUCAGAGGCCCUGAUGAAGCAGAAAGUAACAAUACGUGCAUCUGUCUUAUACUAGAAGUUUCUACGCAAGACUCACUCUAACUCCAUAGAAUUUUUGUUUAUACUUUUCUUCUGAAACUAAAAAUAAAUGAGCUAUUAUAGACCACGCAAACAUCCAAGUUUGUAGUGUUUGACCCACCUUGGUUUUAAUUGUCUUUUUUUCAGGUCUGUUUCUUAUUGACGUGAGCACAUUAAAGAAUGAAAGAGACGGACA
This is a messenger RNA of Scleropages formosus (Asian bonytongue), 6729 nucleotides long. RefSeq names its product 1-acylglycerol-3-phosphate O-acyltransferase 3 (gene agpat3). The record is from RefSeq and is a predicted model, not a curated record. Gene Ontology annotation, cellular component: endoplasmic reticulum; endomembrane system. Lineage: Eukaryota; Metazoa; Chordata; Actinopteri; Osteoglossiformes; Osteoglossidae. Gene Ontology annotation, molecular function: 1-acylglycerol-3-phosphate O-acyltransferase activity. The coding region runs from base 2529 to 3899 and encodes 456 amino acids. The transcript has 10 exons.